CCCUGUCACUGAACACAAACUUAGUAAAGCCAGGUAAAGCAAAGGAAAAAAAAAGAAGGAUGAUUUUGCCCAGGAUCGAACUGGGGACGUUCUGCGUGUUAAGCAGAUGCCAUAACCAACUAGACCACAAAACCUUUCCUUGUUAAAGGAAUUUGGCAUGGUUAGUCAAGUUGGAUAAACUUUAAGUUAUAUAGGUAAACUGAUUCGAAUUGGAAACCGUGAAAAAAAAAGAAACCUUGUAUAUAUGCCGACAGACAACAUUCCAGGGCACGAUAGACACUCACAGAGCCUUAUAUCACAGAGAACUUUGUUAUCCUAUAACCAAUUGAAUACAACUGAGGGAUGUGAACAGUCAAUGACACGAUUUCAGUUUUUGAGAACCCUCCCACUUUUAAAGGGGAGCUUUUUAGAAAAACCAGCUAUAAACAUCGAUUCAAUAGUGCUAGAACAGAGGGGAAGAGCUAGGGUAACUCAUGGGUAUUGCAACAUAUUUAGAAGACACUUAAAAGGUUUGAUACGUCCAAAACUCUCUGUUUCUCUGGACGUUCAUGCCACGAUAUUCAACUAUUCAACCUUGUCUUAAACUCUGGACAUUUGUGUAAGCUUGAAAUUCUGUUAUGCAGCCGUCAGGAAGACUCUAAAUUUCCCAGAGACUACCAGAGUAUGGUCCUUUUGUCACCAAUAAUUCUCUUGACCGACUUCGAACUUUUCGGGUUAUGUGGG
Messenger RNA from Hyphopichia burtonii NRRL Y-1933, 723 nucleotides. RefSeq lists its product as uncharacterized. The record is from RefSeq and is a predicted model, not a curated record. The coding region runs from base 245 to 583 and encodes 112 amino acids. The transcript has a single exon. NCBI's taxonomy places the organism in Eukaryota, Fungi, Ascomycota, Pichiomycetes, Serinales, Debaryomycetaceae.